This is a messenger RNA of Nasonia vitripennis (jewel wasp), 952 nucleotides long. RefSeq lists its product as uncharacterized. Gene Ontology annotation, biological process: tRNA 5'-leader removal. The record is from RefSeq and is a predicted model, not a curated record. The transcript is spliced from 4 exons. Gene Ontology annotation, cellular component: ribonuclease P complex. NCBI's taxonomy places the organism in Eukaryota, Metazoa, Arthropoda, Insecta, Hymenoptera, Pteromalidae. Bases 392 to 850 code for a protein of 152 amino acids. Gene Ontology annotation, molecular function: ribonuclease P RNA binding.
CAAAAAAGUCGCACGAGAAGACGCUCGCCUAUCACGCGCGUCGAUGCCGAUGUAAUUUUAAAGUCAAGUAAUUGAGCCUGCCGCUGCGGCAUUUUUCGGAGUCGCGGUGGCGGAUUAUCAGACCAGACCACGUGGCGCGCACUGUUUACACGCAUUCUCGCCUGCUUAUAUACUUAAGUAUGACGACUUGACGCUUCUGCUGGCGAAGCAUUUGUUUUUUGUUCGUGCAAGCCACUUUUUUAGGUGUUCGCCGGGGUGGAUAGUUUUCGGAAGAGGGUUAGAUUGUUGCGCUCUCGCAGGAGGAAAUUGAUUGUGAUUGUUCGAGCGUGAUAUAACAGCUGCUGUUGCUUGGUUACAGAAUACAGAUGCGGAGCCGAUUGCUAACCUCAAAAUGGUCCGGUACAAGAACAGAUACAUAACUAUCCAGGUAUCUAGUAAGAAGGAGAAAUUCGCCAAUAAGCCAUUAAAUCUCAAACCCCAAGCCGUGCAUGAAGCGAUUCAGAAAAAAGUUUUGGAAAUGUAUGGGGAUUAUGGCAUAGCAGCAAUCAAAGCUGGAUUUUCAGCCAAGUACUGCAAUGCUCACACAAGAAUAGCACUGAUAAAAAUUCGUCAUGGACCUCAUAUGUUCCUACUGAAAGCUCUACCAAAAAUCAACGAUGUUGGAGGAAACCACGUUAAUGUGAAGAUUAUGUACAUAGGAGCAACGAUGAAACAUUGUUUCAUAUUUAUUAAGAACUACCAGAGGGAAAAGUUGCAGUCAAUGUGGAAAGAGAUGAAGAACGACAACGAGAGGAAGGAACUCGAGAAAGCAUUGAUGACAAUGGAUCCUGCCAUGAAAGACCUCUUGUAAUGAAUAAUGCUGUGAUAAACCAUAAUUAAGGAUGAAAUAGUUUAAGAUACUUUAAAUCGAUUCUAAUAAAUAAAAAAAAAAACAAAUAAUUUUCUACAAAAA